Messenger RNA from Aureococcus anophagefferens, 1620 nucleotides. RefSeq lists its product as hypothetical. The record is from RefSeq and is a predicted model, not a curated record. Gene Ontology annotation, molecular function: antiporter activity. Gene Ontology annotation, biological process: proton transmembrane transport; potassium ion transport. Gene Ontology annotation, cellular component: membrane. NCBI's taxonomy places the organism in Eukaryota, Pelagophyceae, Pelagomonadales, Pelagomonadaceae. The transcript has 2 exons. The annotation marks the transcript as partial.
AUGGCCGCGGGCCUCGGCGAGUCCUGGCGCGAGCUCGCGGCCGUGGGCGCGCGCCGCGACUCGCUCGUGCUGCUUCUAGCCACCGCGACGGUCAUCCCGCUCGCGAAGCGCGUGGGCCUGUCGCCCAUCCUCGGGUUCCUCGCGACGGGCGUCUUCCUGGGCCCCAACGGCGGCGAUAUCAUCUCGAACCUGCACCAGGCGGAGAUCCUCGCGGAGCUCGGCGUCGUCUUCUUCCUCUUCGAGAUGGGUUUGGAGCUGUCCGUCGCGAAGAUCGGCGCGAUGCGCACGGAGAUCUUCGGGCUGGGCUUCGCCCAGUUCGUCGUGACGGCCCUGGUGCUGGGCCGCGCCGCCGUCGCCGUCGGCGCGGCCGCGGGGAGCACCGUGUCCUUCGCCGCGGCGACGGCCAUCGGCGGCGCGCUGAGCCUGAGCUCGUCGGCGUUCGUGCUCCAGUUGCUGCGGGACCAGGACGAGCUCGGCACGUCCCACGGCCGCGCGUCGUUGGGCGUGCUCCUCUUACAGGACCUGGCCGUCGUGCCGCUGCUGGUGCUGCUGCCGUUGUUGGCGUCGGGCAACGGCGGCGCGGCUUUAGCGGCCGCGCUCGGCGUGUCCGCGCUCAAGGCCGUCUUCGCCAUCCUGAGCGUCGAGGUCGUCGGGAAGAACGUGCUCAACACCAUGUUCGCGCGGGCGACGAAGAGCCGGUCCCAGGAGGCGUUCCUGAGCGUCGUGCUAUUGAGCGUGCUCGGCAUCUCGGCGUUCACGGAGGCCGUGGGCCUCUCGGCGACGCUCGGCGCGUUCGUCGCGGGGGUGUGUCUGUCCGAGACGCGCUACGUGAGCCAGGUCGAGGCGUCGGUGGCGCCCCUGCGGGGGCUGCUCCUGGGCCUCUUCUUCGUGACCGUGGGCUUCUCCAUCGACGUGAAUCUCCUCCUCGCGAAGCCCGCGGCGAUCCUCGGCCUCUCGGGCGGCCUGCUCGCGCUCAAGGCGGGGACGCUCUUCGCGCUGGGCCGCCUCUUCCGCCUGCCGGGGCCGACGGCUCUGCGGACGGGCGCGCUGCUCGCCCAGGGCGGCGAGUUCGGCUUCGUGGCGUUCGCGCUGGCGACGAAGCUCGAGCUCAUCUCGGAGCCCGCGAGCCGCGUGCUGCUGACGGUGAUCGCCCUAUCCAUGGCCGCGACGCCCCUGCUCGCGGGCGUCGGCGGCGCGGCCGCGACGGCCUGGGCGCGGAAGCGGCGCGAGUCCGCGGCCGACCUCGCGGCGAAGGUGCGCAUGAAGGACGUCGUCGUCGUCCUCGGCUACGGCGCGAUCGGCCGCGUCGUCACGGAGAUGCUCGACGCGAAGCUCUGCAAGUACGUCGUCAUCGAGAGCGACAAGGACAAGGCGGAGAAGGCCGCGGCGGCGGGGCGGCCCGUCUUCCGGGGCGACGCGACGGACGGCGCGGUGCUCGAGAAGUACCUCGCGGGCGACGCGCGCCUCGUCGUCGUCGCCGUCAACGAGGAGCAGGCGGCGACGGACUGCGUCACGGCGCUCAAGAAGCUCAACGCCCAGCUGCCCAUCCUCGCGCGCGCGGCCGACGAGACGCACCGGCGGCGCCUCGCGCGGCUCCGCAACGUCCAGGCCGUCGUGCCG